ACCCAUCACACAGAUAUUCGUUGGAAAUAAGAAAAGAAAAAAAAAGUAAACUUGGAGGAAACAAAGGCGCAAACUUUUUGGUCCCAAGAUCGAGACAAGAUCAUCUGGGCGAUCGAUCAUUGUCCGAAAGGUUGAAACUUUUGUGUAGACAGAACACGAUUAGGUGUCGUUUUGGAUCGUGUGGGGGUCUUUUGAAUGGCGCAGGGAAGCAUGGACCCUGCCGUUCUCGACGACAUCAUUCGUCGUCUGUUGGAUUACAGAAACCCAAAGCCUGGAACCAAACAGGUCAUGCUCAACGAGUCUGAGAUCCGACAGCUUUGCAUCGUCUCCAAAGAGAUUUUCCUUCAGCAGCCUAACCUCCUUGAGCUCGAAGCUCCCAUCAAGAUCUGCGGUGAUAUUCACGGACAGUACUCAGAUCUACUGAGGCUGUUCGAGUACGGAGGCUUCCCUCCCACAGCUAACUAUCUGUUCCUAGGAGACUACGUGGACCGCGGGAAGCAGAGCUUGGAGACGAUCUGUCUCCUCCUCGCCUACAAAAUCAAAUACCCUGAGAACUUCUUCCUCCUAAGAGGAAACCACGAGUGCGCUUCCAUCAACAGAAUCUACGGAUUCUACGACGAAUGCAAACGUCGCUUCAGCGUGAGGCUCUGGAAAGUGUUUACAGAUUCUUUCAACUGCCUCCCGGUGGCCGCAGUAAUAGACGAUAAGAUUCUAUGUAUGCACGGUGGACUUUCUCCCGAUUUGACCAACGUGGAACAGAUUAAGACCAUCAAGCGACCUACCGAUGUUCCGGACACCGGUUUGCUAUGUGAUCUGCUUUGGUCUGAUCCGAGCAAAGAUGUCAAAGGUUGGGGUAUGAACGACCGUGGUGUCUCUUACACGUUUGGGCCUGACAAAGUUGCUGAGUUUCUGAUCAAGAACGAUAUGGAUCUCAUCUGUCGUGCCCACCAGGUUGUAGAGGAUGGGUAUGAGUUUUUUGCGGAUAGACAGCUUGUUACUAUAUUCUCAGCUCCCAACUACUGUGGUGAGUUUGACAAUGCUGGUGCGAUGAUGAGUGUUGAUGAGAGUUUAAUGUGCUCUUUCCAAAUUCUUAAGCCUGCGGAUCGGAGGCCCCGGUUCUUAUGAUCAAAAGAGUUAGAACCUGGCGGGAGAGACAUUUGAAGCUCCCUGAGGCUUUGUCCAGAGGCAAAAAAAAAACAGUUUAUAUGUUAAAUUAUCAUCAUCUUAUUUGAACUCUUACCAUUUCUCUUCUUAAACCUUUUAUGUUCUUCUCCGACUCAUUAUUAGACAGUGACAAAAUAAUGUCUUGCAAAUUUUUA
Brassica oleracea var. oleracea is the source of this 1319-nucleotide messenger RNA. RefSeq names its product serine/threonine-protein phosphatase PP1 isozyme 2. Bases 196 to 1125 code for a protein of 309 amino acids. Gene Ontology annotation, cellular component: nucleus; cytoplasm. Gene Ontology annotation, molecular function: protein serine/threonine phosphatase activity. NCBI's taxonomy places the organism in Eukaryota, Viridiplantae, Streptophyta, Magnoliopsida, Brassicales, Brassicaceae. The record is from RefSeq and is a predicted model, not a curated record. The transcript has 4 exons.